UUUACACCAAGAAAUCUUUUUUUAUCCCGUCGGGCUCGGGUGGGCCGCUAAGAACGACCAGAUGCAUAGAACCGGAAGAACGAUCGUCUUAGCUUCAUCACUAGUGUUACCCACCCGCCCGCCUAAUCCUUUCUCAUACAUUUUCCUCGAAUUUUGUUUCUUCUUUUUGCAUUGAAAAUGCCGCCUAGUAUGUUGGAUGUUCGUUUAACCAUAAAGGUCUUCCUACUGGCCGUGGUAGGACAGCUUGGAGUUGUAGUGACGAGCAGCGAACCCGGACCUACAACUUUCAGGGUGCAGAGCGCGAGCCAUCAUGACGGCGCAACUCACCCCGACCCGCGGCAGGGCACACUCGGGUCCCUGGGUGCAACGAUGCAGACCCACGACGCGCCUUUCAACGUAUGCUUUGGCUUUUUUGGAUUCUUUCAGUUAUAAUUUUCGCCAUCGCAGCUUUUCCAGUGGGGCGUUUGAUUACAACUCGAUUUUGAAAGUGAUUAUGGCGAGGGCGACUCUAUUCGUUUUCAUGAAAUCUAACGAACUAUUUAUUUGAACCUGAAAACCAACCAACCACAGAUGCACUUCGACGCUCCGGGUUUUCUGGCUCUGUACUUCUGGACCGGGCUUCUCUUCGUCAUCACGCUGGUGUACCGCCUCGUCAUGUGGGGCGCGUGCCGCCGGGACAUGGUGCGCGAGCGCGUUUCAGAGAACCAACGAGAGAACCUGCUCAAGCAGGGCUACCAGGACGUCAAGGGGGGCGUGUACGGAACACUUGCGACCACGUACGCGGCCACUUUUGCCAAGGUAUCCGAAGAGGUGAUUGACCACGGGGGCCGGAGCGGCAUCGUGCGUAAGCAAGUAGUCUACCAGUUCGGCUACGGCUACACGUUUUUCGGGUCCGUGCUGUACUUUUUCUACAUGCUGUGGCUCUGCGCCGUUUCUGCUACGUUGUUGCUGUGCCUGCUCACCGUCAGCAUACCCGACCACUUUCUCUGGUUCGCAAACGGCUUCUUCAACCUGUCGCUGUGUCCGGAAUCGGUUUGGGACAACAUGGACAGGAGAGCGUACAAUAUUGAUACCUUUGUUGUUUGGCUUUUUCUUUUGUCUGUGAUAAACAACUUUUCCAACACCAUUACCAUCGUUUGAAACUCUAUCUUUUCUUUGAAGAAGUAAAAAAAGAGGUUUGCGCCGUGGUAUUCUAUCCGUUUCAUCAAAUACUUUACCUCAGGCAAAACUGCUCCCUCGGGAUGACGGACGACGCCUACAUGAAGGCCAACCUUGGCGGCGUCUUCCUGAUCUUCUUCGUGAUUUCCUUCUUCAUGUGGUUGCUUUACCUGAAGAACAGCAACGCGAUCUUCAACUUUUUCAUGCGGCAGAUGUCGCUCCGCGAGGCCGAGUACGUCUCGAUCGAGGAGCGCAUCGUGGAACAGUCGCAAGACGACGCGCGCUACGAGAACGAAAUCAGCCGCACGGUCGUGGACAACGUGCAAGUCAUGGUCGAGGACAUCAACGGCAUUACCUACCGUUAUUUCGUCUUCCAGUCCACGCGUCUGACCUACGACCACACCGCGAAAAUCUUCGCUGCGCCCCGCAACGAGGUGGUGGACCGGAACACGCUGAACGCCCUGCAUCUGUACAAGCAGGAACCUCUAACCGUCGAUGCUGUGUCGGUGGAUAUUCUGCUGCGCGGGAAGAACAAGAUCGACGUGCGGGUCCCGAGCUUCUUCUGGUUUGCGGCGCAGGAGCUGGGGAACGCGGUGAACCUGUGGCAGAUUUUCCAAGCCGUCACGCUCGCGUUCUUCUGGCAGGUGGCCGCGGGCGCCGUGCUGUUCUUCGUGUUCCUCAUCCAGCUCUACCUCGCCGCCAUGGCGCGGAAGCGCGUGAUGCAGAACGUGGAGCAGACGGCGCGGAUCCAGGGGAUUCGGUUGCUCGUUUACCGGGACGAGCGCCGGGACAAGUACCUGGAAUUUGGAAAACCCGUGGACAUGUCGCGGAUGGAUUUGAACCGCCGCGCGAACCAACGGGACACGCGGCACCCGACCUUGUCGAAGAUUGUCGAGGCGGACGACGAGGAGUCCGAGUCCGAGGGCAGCUCCAUGUCCGACGGACACAUGCUGCAGUCCAGCGGGGGCCACAAGAGCGACAACACGUUCACAUACAUCGCCGACAUGAAGGUAUUAAGACCUACUUUGCCGUUUUCUAAAGUUGUGGAUUUUGAUUAAGACCUUAGGUUAGGAGUUUCAGUUUGUGUUUAAGCGCUUUGUUUCAUUCUCUAUCAUUCAAACACAACUUCUCAGAAUGGGAACGCGCAGGCCAAGGACGCGCCAAAGGAUGCGGACGGGGCUCUUGCUUUCAAGCGGCUGAAUGCGGGCACUGGCGCACUUGCCGCGGCCCGAACGGGGACCAGCACUCCGUCGACCUCUGCCGGCCCCUCGCGCGACAACUCCGACAGCAAUAGUGAGGAGGGCGACCGCGGGCUGCAAACGCUGAGCGGCAUCCAGUCCCUGAACGCGCGCUCCAAGCUCCGGAACGGUACGUUCCGCAGCGUGCACUCGGCGGAGCUGGUCCCGGGUGACCUGAUCGAGAUCCCGGAGGGGGUCGUGAUCCCCUGCGACUGCGUGUUGCUCGAGGGCCACGCGCUGGUGAACGAGGCGGAUCUGACCGGUGAGCCGAUGCCGGUGACCAAAUACCCGAUCGAGCGCCGCGGGCGCGCCGCCAACGAGGACCGGCUGGACGUGGUCGCGCACGGCAAGAAGCACUACCUGCACUGCGGAACGACGGUGCUCCAGUCCCUCGGUUCGCAGCGCAGCAAGCGCAACCUGAAGGCCAUCGGGCUCGUCGUGCAGACCGGUACGGCGACCAUGAAGGGCAACAUGAUCCGGCGCAUUCUGUACCCGAGUCCCGUGUACUACCGGUUCACCGACCAGCUCGGGCCGUUCGUGUUCACCAUGGUCUUUCUGCUGCAGCUCGGCUCGACGAUCCCCUUGCUGGUGUACGGCGCGAACGACGGGCGGGGCUUCUUCCAGAUCCUCGUGAUGGCCUGCUUCGAGGCGAUCUCGCUGUCCACGCAGGUCGCGAGCCCGCUGAUGCUGCUCGGGCUCACCCAAGCGCAGCAGAGCGCUGCGGACCGGCUCAAGAACUCCCCCUCGACCACACAGACGCUCUCCCCCGAGCGCAUGAUCAUGGCCGGGGAGAUCAAGGUGCAGUGCCUGGACAAGACGGGCACGAUCACGGAAGAGGGCCUGCAGCUCCACGGCAUCCGGCCGGUAACCGCAGGGCUGCAACCGUCCUCCUUUCCGGCCGCCCCUCCAGCGAGUGGGAUGAACACUUUUCUCGAGGACUCGAACCCCAGCAGCCAAACGCAAACCACCCCGCCGAUCAGCCAGGGGGCCAACUCGCACUCGUCCUCCGGGUCCUUCUCGGACAGCAACUCUGGCGGCGAGGGGUCCGCGGACGCGCGAACCACCGCGUCCAGUACGAACAAGGCCAACGCGCGCGCCGCGAACAAGAUCUUUGAGAAGAAGUUCGAACCGCUGAACCGCACGUUGGCGGAGAGUCUCCACGGCCCGACCGUGAAGUUUGGCCCCCUGGUGUCCGUGCGCGACACCCCGGACCAGCCGAUGGACAAGGCGAACCUGUUGGAGGUCGCAAUGGCCACCUGCCACACCGUGACGAAGGUGGACGGAAAUCUGUACGGGAACUCCGUGGAGCGCGAGAUGGUGCGGGUGCUGAACGUGGACUUCGCCGCCCGGAUCGGCGAGGGCGUGGAGUACUUCCGGCCGAAGCGCCACCCCGGCGGCGGCGAGUUGCUGUUCAAGACCGUGCGGCAGUUCGAGUUUGACCAGGGCACGCAGAUGCAGUCGGUCGUCGUGGACAUGCGCGGCGAAAACGCCCGCGCGCGCGGCGCGCGGAACUCCCGCUCCAACGACAGUGCCUCCUUCCGGUCCGGAACCUCCUCCGACGCCUCCGUGCACAGUCACCGCAGCAGUUUGUCCACGGGUUUGUCCUCCUCCCUGUCCGGUACGGGGUACGGCCGCUCCUCGCCCCAGCACUCGCACGUGCUCUUUUCCAAGGGCAGCUUCGACGCGAUCUCGAAGCGGUGCCUGCCGCACACACUUCCGGUGGACGCGGAGCAGCUGACGAAGUCCCUUGCGGUCGAGGGGUACUACGUGAUUGCCAUCGCGUACCGCCCGGUCGACGAGUCCUCGCAGAACAAAGCGAACGGGCAGAAGGUCGUGCGGUGGCACACCAGCUCGCGGGUGGAUCUCGAAACGGACAUGAUCUUUCUCGGGCUGAUCUAUUUCCUGAACGAGCUCAAGUCCGACAGCGCGGCCGCGAUCGCCGAGCUGCGCCACGGCAACGUCGACCCGGUGAUGCUGACGGGAGACAACCUGUGGACCGGCAUCCACGUGGCGGAGAAAGUCGGGAUGCUGCCCAGGAACGCCGUCAUUUUGGGCGCUGACGUGGAGAAGAUCCUGGACCGCGAGGGGCGCCGGAACUCGAGUAGCUUUCCCGACGAACUGCACUGGCAGUUCUUGCGCAAAACGGACAACAAGCACCUCCCGGUCUGGAUGAACCUGCUCGCGGAGCCCGGGGCCCGGUACAGCUCGCGCAUCUCCUUCUUCGGUACCGACGUCACGGGCCCGUCCGCGGCCGAGGCGCGCAAGCGCACGGGCAACGGGGCCUUCUACCGGAAAAAGGGAGCCAGGUUCGGCGGCGCGGGCGCGGCCUCGGACAUCGAGCUCGAAGCGCACACGUCGACGCUGUACCCGACGCGUGGCGGCGAGCCGCCCGUCUCAAUCGCGCAGGCGGUGAAGGCCACGCAGGAGGGUGCGGUCCACCUGAGUCCGUCGCCCAUGUUCUCGCCCACCAACCGCAGCCUACUCUUCGAGCACUUCUACUUCGACGGUCAGGGCGUGGACGACCGCAAGUUGCUGCGGCUCAUCGAGCAGAUGGAGCUGUUCGCCGAAACUAUGGAGGACAACGGCCACGCAGCCAUGGUCGUGCCAAAAUACAACUCGACUGCUCCCGCGGCGCCGACGAACGCGCUGGAACUGGCGGGCUUGUCCGAUGCUGACGACUCCAUCAGCGACGCCUGCGAGUCGGAGAGGCAGCGACUGCUCGACCGUGACCUGGACGUGGAGGGCGGCGCGUUUCCGACGGCCCGGUCGCUCCCGCGCGUGAGCGCGCAGUACCGACCGACUCUGCUGUCCAAGGAGCUGCAGGCGGCGGCCCGGAGCGACGACGAGCACGAGUUGAAGGCAGCGGUGCGCGCGCCCGUCGCGAUUAGUUCCAAGCGGCCGAAGUACUACUUCGCGCUCACCGAGGCGGCCUACCGGUUCCUCGCAGACCACGAUCCGCGGUUGCUGGAGAAGAUCUUCCCGCGGGUCAUCGUGUUUGGGCGCAUGACGCCGAACGGCAAGGUCGACGUGGUGCGCCGCACCCAGUCCACCGGCAUGGUGGUCGGCAUGUGCGGCGACGGCGGCAACGACUGCGGCGCGCUGCGAGCCAGUCACGCCGGGGUGGCACUCGCGGACGGCGAGGCCAGCAUUGUGGCGCCCUUCUCGUCAACGUCAAAGUCGCUCUUCGCGGUGGUCGAGACGAUCCGCCAGGGCCGCUGCUGCCUGCGCGUUUCCACCGCGCUGCUCGAGUUCCACGUGAUUGUCGGCAUUGCGUCCGCGAUUUUCAAGGUCGCAAUUCUGUCGCAGAAGGCGUACCCGUCGGAGCUGAUGUACCUGCUGAAGGACUCCUUGGUUCCCUGUUUGAUCGUCACUGCGCUGGUCGCCGCCACCCCGCCGCUCCACCUCGGGUUCAAACGGGGCGGCUGGUGCAGCUGCUGCCGCCGCGAGCAGUGGGGCACGAAGAACGGGAUGUGGCUGAUGUUGGACAGCGAGCGGCCGACCGGCAACCUGAUCGCGAAGCCGCGGCUGUUCCUGAUCGUGAUGGCGGGUUUGAUCUUCGGGUCGUUCGUCUACCUCACCUGGUUUUUCACCACGUCCACCAUCGCGAACCCGUGGUACCACUCGAUCGACCUGUACGCUUUGCGCGGCGAGGGCCAGCUGAUCGCCCCCUGGACCAGCAACCUGCUCAGUCCGGUGAUGAUCGGCGCCAUCGUGCUGUUCAGCUUCGUGGUGUUCGUCACCGUCUCCAUCGACGGGAAGUUCCGCAACAACGUGUUCAGCCAGUGCUGGGUGUACCUGCUGUUACUCGCCGUGUUCGCGCCGGUCUUGUUGAUCUACUUCAUGUGCAACUCGCCGAUCCACGCCCUGCUCCGCACCAACGUGGACAACAUGCACUCCUGGCAGCACGCGUCCAUCACCGCCCCGGCGACCCGCGCCGUCGCGUUCUCCAACGCGGACGUGCUCAGUCCCAACUUUUGGUUCACCCGCCCGGACGCGUCGCUGUUCAGCGGGCAGGAGGACGUGUUCUCCUACGCUUUGAACACAGCGGAAAGCUUCCCGGACAUCAGCACCCCAGCCCCGGUCCACUGGUCGUCCGGCAGUAGUAGAGUGGGCGCGGAAGCAGCAAUGGAAAAUGAACAAGGUGCCGAGAGUACGACAGCGGCUCGCAGCAGCAGAAAGGCCGCCGGCGCGCAGAGCACGCCGCCGCCGAGCGACGCGCGCGGGGAGGAACUGUUGCAAAGACAGGUCGACCAGGCGGACAAGUUCAUGCACAACGAGAUGAGCGCGGCGCUGACCGGGUGGCGGGCGAACUUGCUGACCAAGAUGGACAAGGGCAGUGAGCAGACCGCCAUGUCCGCCACCGAUUUUCGGGUUUUAUUCCCCGCGGUCGGCGGCGGCGCCGCCACCCCCGCGAGCGCGGUGAUGGUGGAAGUGAAGACGGAUUUCAUCACGCAGGACGCCACGGUGAAGCAGUGGGUGAAGAGCCUGCACGAGGCGAGUCAGGUCACCUUCGCGGACCUGCGGGUGUCGCGCCGCAACAAGGCGUUGGAGCCGCUGCCGGAGCCGCAGAUGAUUGCGGACAUCGCCGCGCACGCGUGCCAGAAGAUGUGCGCCGCGAGCUGGACCGCGGGCCGGGGCCAGAACGUGCCGGACCGCGAGCGGUUCUACUGCUGGUGGGUGGCCGUGUCCGCCGAGCGGUGCGUGCUGAUGCCGCGCACGGACGUGGGCACCACCGUCGCCCUGGGCCCGGACUACUUCAACUACGUCUCCACGGAGCUGCUGCCGAAGCACAGCGGGGUUGGCGUGGACGCGAUCUACAACACGCCGAAUUUGAAUGUGCAGGUGGUGGGAGGAGGUACCACUACCAACAACGCCGGGGGGUCGUCUUUGGUCAACAACGUGGUUCUGUACCCAUCGAAAGACGCCCAGGAGCCGUUCACCGCCUACCAGCUGAACCGGCACAACGUGCUCUCCUGGCGGUCGCAGAACUACAAGAGCGAGGGCGGCUACGACGACUGGCUGCAAGAGGCGCUGCCCUCCUUUUACCCGCGCCAGGAUUUCUACAUGCCCCGAAACGGCUUCACGGACGACCACUCACGGUGGUUCCCGGAGGUGUACGAAAAUUACCCGGCCAGCUUUGUGCCCUCGUUUUCCAUGGUGUUCGCCGGGUUCGUCGUCGUGCUAUGCGCUACGAUGGGCUUCCUCACCUGGCUGGUGCUCAAGUUCUGGGCAAUAGGCUACGAGCCGCCGCACCGGGUGCACCAGUUCCACAUGCGCGGCGCGCCGAUGCCGCCCAGUCCGGACUCGAACACGUCUGGGUCCCCGCUGGAGUAAAAGCGGAUGGAGGACGAGGACGAAAUUAGUCGAAAAAGAAACAAAAUUCGAGAAUUUUUUACCGAAGAUCUGAAUUUUUUAAGGCGUGGAAGAAAAAUUAACGCACGUUCUGUCUUUAUGGAAGAUUACGCCAAUGUGUAUCGUCUUGUUUUAACCAAUCUUACAAUUACUUCACAAAAUAGAGAGGCUUGAGCGCCUAUCUCUUCCAAUUCCCUACUUGCUUUAACUGUUUCUGUUUUCUCAUAUUUUUGUACUUGAAGCUUUGUUCAAUUUGUACCAAUUGUUCCUCUGUUACUGUUUUCAAAUGUACCUGAUGUAUCAUUCUAGCCUCAUGCCUCGUGGUUACUCUUACGCACACAGUAUUUUUGCAUUUUUAUUCGGCACAGCCCGAAUCAAAAAUUAGAAUCUUGAGCGGCAUUUUUGUAGCGAACUGAGGGCAUCAGCAUCACUUCCCC
Messenger RNA from Amoebophrya sp. A120, 8185 nucleotides. The record is from the annotation of a GenBank genome assembly. Lineage: Eukaryota; Dinophyceae; Syndiniales; Amoebophryaceae.